AUGUCUGCGAAAUGGCGAGCUUUACAGCAUCGUCAUCGCUACACUUACAGCGCAAUCGUCUUUCCUCAAUACUACAAGCAAAGUCUCAACGACUUCAUUAACUUGUCUGUAUCUCAAGACCAUGAUGCAUCCACUCGUGUGUUCUACUCACAACUCAAUGAACUCGUUUCUCUCAAGUCAACCUACGCACAACUCAGUCACGCUAAAAAACUCGCCUCCGCUUUCACAGAGCUACUUAAAAUCAGCAAUGAAAUCGUUGUUUCUCAAGCGUCCAGAUUCUACCUCGAGAUCCUGUUCCUCGAAAACUCUGUACCAUUACACAGAACUCUGGUUUCUGUUCUUGCGAAAACUAGAGAUUUCCAGUCUGUAAUCGGUGAUUGCUUUCGUUCUCUAUGCGAAGAGUAUGCAGAUUUGAAUGGGAAUGGAAAUGAAAAAAGGAAGAGGUUUUGUGUUUCACGUGUAGGUCUGUCGAUGAUGAGCUCCCCAAAACUUGGGUAUCUAGUGGAAGUUGUUGAAGAAUGUGCGAUUCUAAUGAGUUUAGAUGUGGUUUCCAGUUUGAAAAGUGUCGUUUUAGAGACUAAUGAUUGGUGUAGGCCAUCACCAAUCGUUAUGGAACAAUGCCAAGAGGCUUUAUCUUGUACCUAUUACUUGCUUCAGCGAUGUCCUUCUAGAUUCACCAGUUUGAUUGGAUUACAUGAUUCCAAUAUCAUGGAGACGAUCCUCACCACCAUUUUAAGUAUUUUGAAAUCUGAAGCGUUUUCAAGGGAUUGCUUCGUGGCUGCAGGAGUGAGCUUUUGUGCAGCUCUACAAGUGUGUCUCUGUCCUGAAGAACUUGGAUUGUCACUUAUGGAAGGUAUCUUUCAUCAUUCUUUAAAUCCCAGUAACACAUUUCAAACUGUUGUCAUGAAGAUUCCAUACAAAGGGAAUCUGUUUUCAGAAAUUCAGAGUUUCUCUCUUCUCAGUAGGCUAUGUUUGAUUAGAGGCAUCCUAACUUCAAUACCUAGAACAUUACUCGAUAUUCCAUUUGAAUGUGGUUCUAAAGAUUGUGAAACGAUACUUUACAAUGGCAUCUUACCUGAGCUGUGCAAAUAUUGUGAGAAUCCAACCGAUAGCCACUUCAAUUUUCAUGCAUUAACAGUGAUGCAGAUUUGUCUGCAACAGAUAAAAACUCUGAUACAAACCACUUACAUUGAUGAUGCAAAGAAUCAUAAUCCCAUUUCAGAUGACAUAGGUGCCCGUGUAUUAAGAAUUAUAUGGAACAAUCUUGAAGAUCCAUUAAGCCAAACUGUGAAACAAGUUCAUUUGAUUUUUGAUAUCUAUCUAGACAUACAAUCCAGUCUCCCUUCAACAAAUGGAAAAGAUAAAAUCCAAUUGUUCUUAAGAAAGAUUGCUUCCAAUCUUCUUCGAAUGGGUGGACGUUGCAAGGGUAGAUAUGUCCCAUUAGCUUCUCUUACAAAAAGACUUGGAGCAAAAAGGAUUUUAGAAAUGAAUCCUGAUAUGAUGUUUGAAACAGCAUGGGCAUAUGUUGAUGAUGAUGUAUGUUGUGCUUCCACCACUUUCUUGAAAUGUUUUCUUGCAUCUUUGCGUGAUGAAUUCUGGAGUUCUGAUGGAGUGGAAAUCGGGUCUAGAAAUUACAGAAAUGCCCUUUUGCCUCCGUUUUUACACGGGCUUGCUUCUGGAAACUCAAAGCUAAGGUCAAAUUUAAACACAUAUGCGUUUCCAGUGAUUCUUGAAGUGGAUGUUGACAUUGAACAAAAGGUAGCUGUUCUUGUUUCACUCCUCAAAGUUUCACGUUCUCUUGCUUUGAUAGAAGGAGAUAUUGAUAGAUUCGAGAGUUCUGAAGCAAAUACAGAUUCCGAAUACGCCCUUGUCUGUGUAAAGGGUAUAAAGGUCAAAGUCCUUGUAAACUGGCUAACCUUGGCUUUAACUCAUGUUGAUGAGUCUCUUCGAACAGAUGCAGUAGAAUCCCUCUUUUUAAACCCUAAAACAGCAAGUCUUCCAUCUUCUUUAGAGCUAAGCAUGAUGAAAGAAGCAAUGCCAUUAAACAUGAGAUGCUCCUCAACAUCUUUUCAAAUGAAGUUAACAAGUUUGUUUAGAAAAUUCUUUUCACGUGUUAAAACUGCAUUAGAGAGACAAAUCAAACAAGGAACAUGGAAACCUAACAAUGGGAACAUUCUUUAUAAAGAAGAAAAAGAUUCCAAUUUCAAAAAAGCAGAAGAACUUUUCCAUUUCAUGAAGUGGUUGAGCACCUUCUUGUUUUUCUCAUGCUACCCUUCAGCUCCAUACGAGAGGAAAAUAAUGGCAAUGGAACUUAUCCUCAUAAUGAACAACACUUGGCCAAUUUUACAAAAACACCCUUCUGAAACCAUAACUCCAUAUGAUGCGAAGUUCACAUCACCUGAAUCAACUUUGUUGCUAGUGGGAUCAAUUGUUGACAGCUGGGAUCGAUUAAGAGAGAAUUCCUUUUCGCAUUCUUCUCAAUUUUCCAACUCCACUUCCUGGAAUUUUGACCACAGAAAAAGUCAAAGAUACCUCGGAUGGAUUGUGAACACAUCUUCUAAUGUUGUUAUGUCUUCUUCUUCUUCUUCUUCUUCUGAUGAUGAUUCCAAAACUUGUUUCAAUUCCCCUGUUGUGGAAUAUGUGACAUGUCUUAUUGAUUGGUUGCAAUCUGCUGUUGAAAUGGGAGAACAUGAUCUUUCAGAUGCGUGUAAGAACAGUUUUGUUCAUGGGAUUUUGCUAACACUUCGUUAUGGUUUUGAGGAGCUUGAUUGGAGUUGUGAUAAUGUUUAUGGAAUGAAGUGUGCAUUUGAGAAGCUUCUUGAGUUGAUUAUGAGAAUUACUUCAAUGGCUCUUUCUGUGGUUUCGGCUGAUGCAUGGCAUAUACCUGCUGACAUGGAUGAGGAUGACCUUGUGGAUGUUGAUGAUGAUUCUUACAUGUGGGGGGAAGGUAAUGCUGACGUGGAUGCUGAAAAAGAAAGGAAUGGGUCAAAAUUGGUGCAGGAUGUUGGACCUUCUGAUCAAGUUGUUAUGGUUGGUUGUUGGCUUGCAAUGAAAGAGGUGAGUCUUCUUUUGGGAACUAUUAUAAGGAAAAUUCCUUUGCCUACAUCAGAUAUAUCAAGGGAUUCGGAUGAUGUUGUGUUGGAUUUCAAUCAGCUAGAGACUAUUGGGAAUCACUUUUUGGAAGUUCUAAUGAAAAUGAAGCAUAAUGGUGCAAUUGAUAAAACUAGGGCAGGUUUUACUGCUUUAUGCAAUCGAUUACUUUGCUCAGAUAAUCCAAGACUUAGCAAAUUACCGGAAUCAUGGAUGGAACAGCUAAUGGAAAGAACAAUAGCGAAAGGACAAACAGUAGACGACUUACUAAGAAGAAGCGCGGGAAUUCCCGCUGCAUUCAUCGCCUUUUUCCUUUCAGAACCCGAAGGCACACCAAAGCGACUCCUCCCACGCGCCUUACGUUGGCUAAUCGAUCUAUCCAACAAAUCCAUAACCAAUCAAAACGAAUCUGGAUCUGGAUCCGGAUCCAAAUCGGACCCAAAGAUCCGAGAUGAAGGCGUGAUUCCAACAGUACAUGCGUUCAAUGUUCUUAAAGCAGCGUUUAAUGAUACGAAUCUUGCGACUGAUACUUCUGGGUUUUCCGCUGAGGCUAUGAUUAUUUGUAUACGCUCGUUUUCUUCGAAUUAUUGGGAAGUUAGAAAUAGCGCGUGUCUUGCGUAUACAGCUUUAGUUCGUCGGAUGAUUGGAUUCCUUAAUGUGCAAAAACGUGAAUCUGCUAGACGCGCGUUGACUGGCCUUGAAUUUUUCCACAGGUACCCAUCAUUGCAUCCAUUCUUAUACAGCGAACUAAAAAUAGCCACUGAGCUGCUAACCACCGGCUCACGUGACCUGGCUCAAGCGGUGCACCCAAGCCUAUGUCCCAUGCUAAUUCUCUUAUCCCGGCUCAAGCCUUCAACAAUUGCAAGUGAAUCCGGAGACGAAUUGGACCCCUUUUUAUUCACCCCCUUCAUCAGAAAAUGCUCCACUCAAAGCAACCUUCGAGUCCGUGUCCUUGCUUCACGCGCUUUAACCGGUUUAAUCUCAAACGAAAAACUCCCCCUCAUUUUAGUCAACACAGUCAACGACCUACCACCUUCCACAACAAAAACAAAUCCUCCCGUUUCUUCAAACACAAUUCACGGCUUACUCCUACAACUAAUCUCUCUUCUCGAUAUCAAUUGCAGAAACUUAAUAGAUUCUGAUAAAAAAGAUCAGAUUCUAGAUGAGUUAGUUGAAACCCUCGUCACACGUUCUUCCAUCGCCUACCCGGAAACCCGCCCGACCUGCCCGACGCUUGUUACGAGUUUCUUACGGGUUCUUGAUAUCAUGCUAAGUAUUGCGAAAACGUACGAUGGAAGCAAAAGCUUUGGCAAAAUUCGCGAUCUUCUUUCGGAUUUAUCUUCUAGAAGCUUGGAUAUGGAAGCUUCUUUUGGAUUACCUUAUUUCGAUCCGACAAUAUCCGAAUGCCGAAAACAAGCUGCCACUUCGUAUUUUAAUUCGAUCCAACAUGAAUCACAGAUUCAAGAUCGAUUAAUCCGGUGUUUUUCCGAUCCAUCUUAUGAAGUUCGAAUCGCAACGUUCAAAUGGCUUCUUCUGUUUCUUAAAACCUCGGAAUCCAAUUCCGGUUCCGGAGUCUUGAUCGAGUGGAUGAAUCUCCAUCUCCAUACGGAAAUGGUGAAUCUUUUGUCUUUAGAAAGGAAUCACAAAUGUGUUUACUACAUUUUAAAAAUACUCUUCGCUUUCCACAAAUCAUCUCCGGAAUCAAGAUUCCCGGGAAUCACCGAUUCCGAUUCCGUACUCCUCUUCUGGGAGAAACUAGUUUCGUUAUACAAACUCACCCGACAUAUGAAGACCCGCGAAACGAUUCUAUGUUGUAUGGCAGUUUGUGUAAAACAGUUUGCUAACAUGUUCAUGAGGAAUAACCAUGAAGUGUACGAUAGCAUCAGCUACUAUGUUGACCUGGUCAAACUACAUUCAAACGCGUCAGAGCCUGUUAACAUCAGGAAAGCGGUUUCCGAAUCGAUAAUCGCAUCUGGGUUACUUCAAACGGUUGACUUCAUUGGUCAACAUGUUGACUUUGAUCGUGAUCUAGACACUUCCAUUAUUAACAUGUAUGCUUCUAGAACACUUGAUUUGUGGUCUGUGUGUAUAAAGCUUCUAGAAGACGAGGAUGCUUCUCUUAGAAGCAAACUAGCAACCGAUGUUCAAAAGUGUUUCACCUCGGAAACAUACGGAAUCCCGAGCCAAGUCGAUAAAGUGAUAAUCUCGAGUUUUGAGUAUUUGACUUCGGUUUUUGGUCAAUGGGUUGACUACUUUGACUAUCUUUGUGAUUGGGUGUUGAGUGGUUCUGAAAAUGUUGUGUCACGUGGGGAUCUUGUGAGACGUGUUUUUGAUAAGGAGAUUGAUAAUCAUCAUGAAGAGAAGUUGCUUAUUUGUCAGAUUUGUUGUUUGCAUUUGGAGAAGCUUCCGGUGUCUGGAGGUUUGGAUUUGUUAUAUGAAUGGCGGAGGAGAUUCUUGCGGCGGUUUAUGGUGGUUUCCGGAGACCUUGGUGGGAAGCAGGCGGUGAAGUGGAUUGGCGGUUUGGGUAACCAUAAAGAUGCGUUUUUGCCGGUUUAUUCGAAUCUUCUUGGUGUUUAUGCUUUGUCACGGUGUAUUUUCAAGUCAAAGUCAAACAACAUCGGUUCCGUUUCCGAUUCCAAUUCCAAUUCCGAUUCCGGUUCCGGUUUGUUAGAAAUGGCGGAUCUUAAAGAUGCUAUUAAACCUUUCCUUGGUAACCCUCUUAUUUGUAACUUGUUUUUAUCGGUUGUUAGACUACAUGAGGAAUCAUUGGGUGAAAAUGCUGGCUGUUUGACCAGUGAGUUGACCGGGGAUGAAGUUGGGUGGGAUCGUUUCGAUCCUUAUUUUCUUCUUAGAUGAGAAAAUUUAUAUAAUUUAUGGGAUUUGUUUCUAUGCAUUUUUGCAUAAUUUGAUCCGGUUUUGCAAUUAAAAAGUAACGAGAGAUAAAAAUGAUUGUAAAAGUGGGAAUCUUUUAAGAAAGAAAAAUAUGCAAGAG
This is a messenger RNA of Lactuca virosa, 6082 nucleotides long. Lineage: Eukaryota; Viridiplantae; Streptophyta; Magnoliopsida; Asterales; Asteraceae. The record is from the annotation of a GenBank genome assembly.